AGGGCGCCAGGAGCAGCCUGCGCGAGCGCGGAGCGCCAAAGCUUGCUGCGUCCCGCGUCGGGAGGACGAGCAGGCUGCGCAACGCCAGGUCGCAGCCAUACGUCGGAUUGGCAGGUUCCGAUGCUGGUAGCACGGGUGGCGGGCUCACAGAGCAGGAGGGCCUUGGAGAGCCGGACGUCGACACCCUCAAGAUUAUCGGCCGUUACGGAGACGGUGCAGCAGGAGGAGGAGCAGUUGGCCAUGCAGAAACGGUCGGUGUCGCAGGCCGCCGCUCAGGAUGGAGGCGAAGACGGGGAAAUUGCAGCAAAGGAGAAUCAGUCCCAGGAGCUGGAGCAGAAGCUGGACGCGAAGAGCUUCGUGAAGGAACCUGCGGAGACAGUGGCGGCCGAGAAGAUCGUGAAGGAGAUCGUGAAGGUGCGGUGGGCCGAGGACGUCGAGGCGAUGUUCGCGAAGGCCAUGGCGAGUGCCCCGCCGUGGCAGCGCGUCGACCCCGAUGGCAUGGAGUACGAUCGUUUCUCCAAGCGUCGCUCCCGCGAGAGACUGGCCGAGGAGGCGUGCAACGCAGCCACGUGGAGAGCAAGGCUGGGCAGCCGGAGCAAGUCGCAUCCGCGGUGCUCUUCGGUGAGUUCGUUUUUCUGCACUCGGCUGGGUCAGGCGUUGGGGGCCCGCUAUUCCCCCUUCGAUUGUGUCUUCGGUACGUGGUCACUCUGCCUUUGCAGGAGUGGGGGCGUAACCCUCGUCGGUGUGCGCGGCUUCGACGGCUGAGCGGGUGGGUGCGGCGUGGAGGCUCGUGUCCUCCUGCUGGCGCCGCAAGCCGAGUCGCGAAGUUGCCCCAGCAUUUUGCGUCGUGGGGAGGCCCCGUCGGUGCC
Prorocentrum cordatum is the source of this 869-nucleotide messenger RNA. Lineage: Eukaryota; Dinophyceae; Prorocentrales; Prorocentraceae. The record is from the annotation of a GenBank genome assembly.